CGAUAAUCGAUGGCAAAUAUAUCGAUUUGUAUUGUCUAAUAUAAUUAAUAUCGAUUCACUAAUACAUCGAUAUACCUUUUCGUCCCUAAUUUCUUUUCAUGUUCUGUUUUGUUGAUUGUCGGCGGUUUGGCUGAUAAAAUUCGUCAAAAUGUCGCUGGUGAUUCCAGACAAAUUCCAACACAUUCUUCGUAUUAUGAAUACGAAUAUUGAUGGCAAACGUAAAGUUAUGUUUGCAAUGACUGCCAUCAAAGGUGUGGGUCGCAGAUACUCCAACAUUGUUUUGAAAAAGGCCGACAUUGAUCUGGAUAAACGUGCUGGUGAAUGUACUGAGGAAGAGGUGGAGAAAAUUGUUACCAUCAUGUCAAACCCCAGACAGUACAAAAUUCCCGACUGGUUCCUCAACAGACAAAAGGACAUUGUGGAUGGCAAAUACAGCCAGCUGACAUCCUCAAAUUUGGACUCGAAGCUUCGUGAGGAUUUGGAGCGGCUAAAGAAGAUCCGUGCCCACAGGGGUAUGCGUCACUACUGGGGUCUGCGUGUGCGUGGUCAGCACACCAAGACCACUGGUAGGAGAGGAAGAACUGUUGGUGUGUCUAAGAAGAAGUAAACUGUUUAAAUAAAAAAUGUUUUAUCACUAAAA
Molecule: messenger RNA, 640 nt
Organism: Manduca sexta (tobacco hornworm)
Lineage: Eukaryota; Metazoa; Arthropoda; Insecta; Lepidoptera; Sphingidae
Gene: RpS18
Product: 40S ribosomal protein S18
Exons: 3
Coding region: 149-607 (152 amino acids)
Biological process (GO): translation
Cellular component (GO): ribosome; cytosol; small ribosomal subunit
Molecular function (GO): RNA binding; structural constituent of ribosome
Source: RefSeq, a predicted model, not a curated record